Ceraceosorus bombacis is the source of this 2289-nucleotide messenger RNA. NCBI's taxonomy places the organism in Eukaryota, Fungi, Basidiomycota, Exobasidiomycetes, Ceraceosorales, Ceraceosoraceae. The record is from the annotation of a GenBank genome assembly.
AUGAUCCAAGCAUCCAGCCCCUACGUCUCGAGUGGCAUGGCGAGUAGCUCAUCCAACUCGAGCAACCAAAAUGGGUCCAGCCAUCCGACAUACGAGGUAGCAGGAGCAGGAUCGAGCCAAGCUGGGACGACGAACAGCGCAGGCGGACAGGGAGGUCCGUGGAUGCGGUACCGGCCAAGCCUUCGACCUGCCACCACCCCUUCUCCGGCUCUGCUCAACGUGACUGGUGCUGCAGGAUCCAUGAGCCAUCCGCAUCACUCUUGCACCUCUCAACAUCCUGUAGACCACCAUUCAUCCAACUCUGCUCAUGCCGAAGGAGCAGUCACGAGCCACGUGCCCGGUUCGGCACCCUUAUCUCACACCGUCACGAGCCCAAGCUCCGCUAUCAACGCUGCUGCUGCUCCUCCCCCACCACCACCACCACCUCUCUUUGGCAUCGGCUCGCUCGGCACAGGUCGUAGUCAACCGCUAGCCCCAAGUCUCACAACCACGACAACGAACGGCGAGGCGCUGACCUCUCCAUACAGUCCCAAGCGUCGUGCAGCUCAUCUUUCCGGGCCUCGUCAGCGGCACGACGCCCAGCAGCUCAGGUCUCACGCCUCCAAUGGCGAAGUCAGCUUCGCUUUGAAUCCCGAAUUUUCAAAGGAUGCGGAGAAUCGCGGCAAUGUCAAAAUUACUUGUGGUGGUGUGCGGUUCUAUCUGCACAAGGAGUGAGUUGAGAAGCUGGGCACAGAUCCCCCUUUUGACCGCAUGACGGCGCCAGGCACUUACUGACGCUUGCUGCCACGCAGCGUGCUGUACUACGCCUCUCCUUUCUUCCGCGGUCUGCUCCAAGGUGGCUGGAGCGAAAAUGAAGUGGUCUGCUCGGACGAAGACGAUGCAUUAUCGACGACGGCGACGGAGCCUUGUUCAGAGCUGCAGCACAGCGCUCAGCCAGCGCCCACAUCCGACGUUCCGACCACUUCGGAGAGGAUUUCAUCGCAGGCGCGACUUUUGCAGCCGUCCGCUUCCAGCCGUGAAGCAGAAUCCCCUCUUCCUUUGGCCCAGAGGGACACGACCAUCGAAGCCUCGCAAGGGGACAAGGUAGACGGAGAGCUGAGUUUGCCCUCCCCUCGGGGUCACGCAUCACCCAGAGCAUCAUUUCACACAGCGCAUCACAGCUUACUUGACAGCAACGAGGAUGAUGCAAGGCGCCCACAAGAGCAUGAUAGAGAAGCUCUCGAUGCUCAGGAUGCUACUUGGACAGAUGAGGCGGAAACAGCUUCUGGCGCUCGGCCAGCGCAACAAGAAGGCUCGCGGGAUAUCGAUGCGCUCGAUGUGCAGGGCCUCUCGAACCGCCUUCAAAAUCUAGCCACUCCCUCUAGCUCACCGCAGCUAAAACCUCGACGAGCAAUCUCGUCUGCUGAUUCGGUGCCUGCUCAAAGAGCACCUGUGAGAGUGCGCAACUCGGCACCUCCCCUCCAAAGCCCUUCUGCGAGCUCGAGAGCACGGCCUAGCUCGCUCACAGAACGACGUGCGCGACGCACGUCCUCGAGGCGAAGCAGAGGCUCGCGAGAGGACAGCCAUCCUUCAAUCAGCAAGCACAGUCUGGUUGCGGACGUUCAUCUACCGGACGAGGACGCAUCCACAUUUCAGGACGUCCUGUGCCACAUCUAUCCACACCUGCAACUGCUAGUCACGUGGUACAACAUUGGCGCUCUGAUGCGCUUCGACGACAAGUACCAGAUCCCAUUCCUACGGAGGAGCUGCAUUUCCUUUUUGAGGGCUGCAUUGGCUGGAAGACCUAUUGAAGCUAUGGCUCUAGGUGAAAGGCACGGUCUAGAAGCGGAGUAUAAGGAAGCGUCCAGACACGUGCUGGACAAUAUGCCAUCCUGGUCAUUGGAAGAGCUUAAUGUGCUGUCGAAAGAGACGUUGCUAAAGCUGGAAAGAAAGAGGAUCUGGUUCUUGGAGCGCAUCCUCAAGUUGAGUUUGGCCAAUCCUGCCAGGGAUUACGAGUGCCACGCAGCCUGUCCGGAUCCGAAAGCUUGCGCUAAGAGCUUGGGAGAGAGAUGGCAAGCUGCGUAUCAGGCCAGCACAAGGUACGGCCCGCCGCAACCUAGCGUUGUUUGGAGACAUUUGAGAGAGUUGGAAGGAACGGGAGGUCAACCCGUUGCCGCUUGCCAUAGAGCUAGCCAAGCUUGGGUUCAGCUCCUCUUCGAUAGAAUGUUCUCCAUCACGGUCGGACUCAGUGGCACUAGACCUCAACCGAAAUUUCUGAGCAUCAAGCUCGUCGAAGGUGCUGGUCGAUAG